Gavia stellata (red-throated loon) is the source of this 2106-nucleotide messenger RNA. It is a transcript of the gene SYTL4, whose product is annotated as synaptotagmin like 4. The transcript has 16 exons. The coding region runs from base 29 to 2095 and encodes 688 amino acids. NCBI's taxonomy places the organism in Eukaryota, Metazoa, Chordata, Aves, Gaviiformes, Gaviidae. The record is from RefSeq and is a predicted model, not a curated record. Gene Ontology annotation, cellular component: plasma membrane; exocytic vesicle. Gene Ontology annotation, molecular function: phospholipid binding; neurexin family protein binding; small GTPase binding. Gene Ontology annotation, biological process: exocytosis; intracellular protein transport.
GCGAGGGCGAGCGAUCCCGGGCGGAACGAUGUCGGAGGCCGUGGAUCUGUCCUUCCUGUCGGAUGUGGAGAGGGAUUUGAUCCUGCAGGUUCUGCAGCGUGACGAGGAGCUCCGCAAAGCAGAGGAGAGGAGGAUCAGGCGCCUGAAGAACGAGCUGCUGGAGAUCCGGCGCAAGGGGGCCAAGCGGGGCAGCCAGCGCUACAGCGAGCGGACGUGCGCCCGCUGCCAGCAGAGCCUGGGCCGCAUCAGCCCCAAGGCCAACACCUGCCGGGGCUGCAACCACUUGGUGUGUCGGGACUGCCGUUCCUACGGCCCCAACAGCUCCUGGCGCUGCAAAGUCUGCACCAAGGAGGCGGAACUGAAGAAGACGACGGGUGACUGGUUCUACGACCAGAGAGUCAACCGCUUCGCCAACCGGCUGGGCAGCGACAUGGUGCGGCUGUCCCUGCGGCAUAGGUCGGCAGCCAGCAAAAGAGAGACGGUGGGACAAACCCUCCUCCAGAAAGCCCAGCUCUGCGAGCCCAAAAGCACCACCGCAGCCCAGCAGCAGAGCCCCCCGGCACCCCGGGAGGGGCCCAGUUUGUUUCUGGAUGCCUCAGACCCUCGGGAUGGUAAAAGCGACACAGAGUCCAUGGAAAACAUGAGCCUGGACGGCUACAGACCUAGUCCCGGUGGCGUGGGGGGCAGGAGUAACUCCCUGGAAAGAGCCGCUCCUCUCAGAGAUGGAAAACAGGUUGCUGCGCCAGCAGGACCUGCUGCCUCCAGCCUGACUCUCCCUCUCCGCUCCAAAAACACGCUCUCCGAUGGACGGGAUGCUGCUGUGGGGAGCCGCAGCAGCGCCUUGGUGGACGAGCAUGAAACAAUAUUCAAGAAGAAUCCCCGACGGGUGGUGAGGCCUGCGGACUACACCAAGUCAGUGAUCGACCUGCGCCCGGAGGACUUCAUGGGGGAAGGCGGCUCUUUGGGGGACAGGAGCAAGUCAGUCCCCGGCCUCAACACGGAGCUGGAGGAGGAGGAGGAGGACAUCGAUAACCUGGUGGAGAUCCAUCGGCAGAGGGUGGCCCGGGGCAGCAUGCGCAGUGGCACCUCCUCAAGCACGCUGGGGAGCAUGGUCAGCAUUUACAGCGAGGCUGGUGACUUUGGCAACGUCGCGGUCACUGGGGGAAUCUCCUUCUCCCUGAGCUAUGAGCAGAAGACGCAGACCUUGUUCAUUCACGUGAAGGAGUGUCGUCAGCUGGCCUACGGGGACGAGGGCAAGAAGCGCUCCAACCCGUAUGUGAAGACCUACCUCCUGCCCGACAAAUCCCGGCAAGGGAAACGCAAGACGACCAUCAAAUGCAACACCGUCAACCCCCUGUACAAUGAGCUGCUGAAGUACGAGAUUAACAAGUCCCUCCUGCUUGCAAGGACGCUGCAGUUCUCGGUUUGGCACCACGAUCGCUUUGGCCGAAACACAUUCCUGGGGGAAGUGGAGGUCCCGCUGGACGCCUGGAACUUCGAGAGUCACCUGGAGGAGUUUCUGCCCCUGCACGGCAAGGUCGGGGCGGAUGCUGCUGGUCUCCCCCAGUACAAGGGGGAGCUGGUCGUCUCCAUGAAGUAUAUCCCAUCUUCCAAGCACCCCGGGGCUGGGAAUGUCAGGAAGGGCAAAACAGGAGAAGGCGGUGAGCUCCAGGUCUGGAUCAAAGAAGCCAAGAACCUCACGGCUGUCAAAUCUGGGGGGACAUCAGACAGUUUUGUCAAGGGCUACCUCCUGCCACACAAAAACAAAGCCUCCAAGAGGAAGACGCCCGUGGUCAAGAAGACCCUGAACCCUCAUUACAACCACACCUUUGUCUACAACGGCAUCAACCCCGAGGACCUGCAGCACAUCUGCCUGGAGCUGACGGUCUGGGACCGGGAGCCAUUGUCAAGCAAUGACUUCCUCGGCGGUGUCCGUCUGGGGGUGGGCAACGGCAUGAGCAACGGGCAGGCUGUGGACUGGAUGGACUCCACGGGCGAGGAGCUGAACCUGUGGCAGAAGAUGCGCCAGUACCCGGGCUCAUGGGCGGAGGGGACGCUCCAGCUCCGCUCCACCAUGGCCAAGCUGAGGCCGUAGGCUGCAGCACU